UCCAAUAGUCAAUCAUGAAAAAAUGAAACCAAAAUAGAAAAACCAUUUUGAAAUUUAAACAAUUUUCCAAAGCGGGAACCCAAUAAGAGAAAAAAAAAAUUAAAAAAAAAUAUGAUGAAAUAGGAAAUGGAUCACCGGAAAAGGAAAACACCGUUUGACGAUUCGCCAUGAUUUCCCAAAUUCUCGGCAAACAACGUUUCACCUUUCCGAGAACAACGAAGCUAUAAAUCAAACUCACUCCAACGUUGUUCUCACCACACUCUCACUCUCUCUCUCUCUAAACCCUAAACCCUUUCUCUCUCUACUCUCAUCAUGGCUGUGGGUUCCAUUCCGAUUGCCAACGGCGCCGGCAGCGGCGGAGCUGAUGUUCCGAGCUCCUCUGGGCUCAAAAACCCCGCCGUGAAGCCGCCAAUGCCGCAGCGGAGAACCAGUCUUCGAAUCCAAGCUCUGCAGAUUGCCACUCAGGCUCGCCGCAACGCAGAGCUUGAACAAGACAAAGGGAAGAGACCCGCCGAGACGGUGGCUCCGGCGGCAGCUGCUAAGGUGAACAAGCGAGGCCGAGCUAGCAGCAAGGAGCAGAGUGUGGGUGAGGCAGAGGCAGAGGAUGUUUCGGAGCAGCAGAGGAAGAGGAAGAUGAAGAUGAAGAUGAAGAUGAAGAUGAAGAUGGUUGAGGGUGAUGGAGACGAUGUUUCGGUGGAUUUGGGAAAUGAGACUGAUACUGACACCUGUUCCCCUCAGGUGAAGGAGACGAUCAGGGUGUAUACCAAGCACUACCUUCAUUUUGUUCAGGAAGAGGAGAGGAGGUGUACUAAAGCGAAAGCUAUUCGCGACGCGUUGAGGAAAUCCGGGGAGCCUGUUCCGCCGGAAGCUUUGAAGAUCACAAUGUCGCGAGCUGAUCUCAAAGCUAUAACCCAUAUGAAGGAAAACAAUGAGAUAUUGUUCCCUGAGAAACGAAUCGGCGAAAUUCCAGGUGUUCACGUUGGACAUCAGUUCCAUUCUCGAGCUGAAAUGGUUGCUGUUGGUUUUCAUAACCACUGGUUGAAUGGCAUUGAUUUUAUAGGCCAAUCCUGUUCUAAUGUCCACAGCAGCAGCAGCAGUGGCUACAAAUUCCCGGUGGCUAUCUCGGUUGUUAUCUCCGGCAUGUAUGAGGAUGAUGUUGAUCAAGCUGAAGAGGUUGUGUACACAGGUCAAGGUGGGAAUGAUCUGAAUGGCGGUAAGCGGCAAUUUCAGGAUCAGAAGCUGGAGAGGGGUAAUCUAGCAUUGCAGAACUGUGUUAAGCAAGGUGUGCCUGUUAGGGUGACUCGUGGUCUGAGAAUUGGGAAAGGGAAAAACUCUCCUAAAGUCUACAUAUAUGAUGGCUUAUACAUGGUUACCAAAGAUUGGAUUGAGAAGGGAAUUUCUGGAUUUACAGUCUACAAGUUUAAGCUGAAGAGGCUUCAGGGACAGCCUGAUCUAAGAACACAACAGGUUUAUUUCACCAAUGGGCGUGCACCUCAAUCUGUGACACAGAUACGAGGAUUGGUCUGUGAAGAUAUAACUGGAGGUCAGGAAAAGAUUCCUAUUCCUGCUACAAAUUUGGUUGAUGAUCCUCCUGUUCCACCAACAGGUUUCACUUAUCUCAAGUCUCUGAGGCUUGCGAAGAAUGUGAAGCUUCCUCCCCCGACUGCGGCCGGAUGCAAUUGCAAAGGCAAUUGUGCUGAGUCAACUACCUGUGAAUGUGCAAUGCGUAACGGGGGUGAUAUAACCUAUGUGUCUAAGGAGGGUGGCAGGUUGGUGGAAGCCAAGGAUGUUGUCUUUGAGUGUGGUCCCAAUUGUGGUUGUGGUCCCAAUUGUCUCAACAGGACUUCUCAAAAUGGCAUCAAAUAUCGUCUUGAGGUUUUCCGCACGGCAAAGAAAGGUUGGGCUGUUCGAUCCUGGGAUUACAUACCUUCUGGAGCACCAAUUUGUGAGUACACUGGAGUACUUGCAAGGACUGAAGAUAUAGACCGUGUGGAGGAAAACAGUUAUAUUUUUGAGAUUGAUUGCUUGCAAACAAUCAAAGAGAUUGGUGUAAGAGAGAGGCGGUCAAAGAAUGCUGCAGCUGCAGUUCCUGCAAACCUUUUGGAUGACCAAGGUUCUGAUAAUGGCCCGGAGUUUUGUAUUGAUGCAGCUUCGACCGGAAAUAUUUCUAGGUUCAUUAACCACUGCUGUGAACCUAACCUGUUUGUUCAAUGUGUUUUGAGCACACACCAUGAUUUGAGAUUGGCUAAAGUGAUGCUUUUUGCUGCUGACAACAUAGCCCCUUUGCAGGAGCUGACAUAUGACUAUGGCUAUGAGCUUGAUAGUGUCAUGGGCCCUGACGGCAAGAUAGUGCAGAUGCCAUGCUAUUGUGGAGCCCCAAACUGCAGGAAGCGAUUGUAUUAAAUCUCAAUUUUCUCUUUUUUUGAUAUAAGUUGUGUACUUGAUGCAAAGCUAGGUUGCAGCUUUGCAUAUUUUUUGUUGCUCAUCAAAACUUUGGGUCUCAUUUCCCCUUUUUUGAUAUAAGUUGUGGACUUCAUGCAAAGCUAGAUUGCAGCUUUGCAUAUUUUUUGUUGUUCAUCAAAACUUUGGGUCACCUUAAACUUGAGGUGCAAAUAAAGGAAUGAAGAAGCUACAUUGAUGAAUUGAUUACAGAA
Messenger RNA from Lotus japonicus, 2654 nucleotides. Its product is annotated as histone-lysine N-methyltransferase, H3 lysine-9 specific SUVH4-like. Gene Ontology annotation, cellular component: nucleus. Bases 313 to 2403 code for a protein of 696 amino acids. The record is from RefSeq and is a predicted model, not a curated record. Lineage: Eukaryota; Viridiplantae; Streptophyta; Magnoliopsida; Fabales; Fabaceae. The transcript has 4 exons. Gene Ontology annotation, molecular function: protein binding; zinc ion binding; histone methyltransferase activity.